Sclerotinia trifoliorum is the source of this 2472-nucleotide messenger RNA. The record is from the annotation of a GenBank genome assembly. Lineage: Eukaryota; Fungi; Ascomycota; Leotiomycetes; Helotiales; Sclerotiniaceae.
CUUCUAUCGUCUAUGUUCUGGAUAUUGACGAAAGAUGGGUAAGGUUACUCGAGUAUUGAUGCAAAAUAGAUGCAAUUUUCAAAUCUUCAAACAAAUUCGGUAGUUGCACAUUGACUCAAUACGGACGACGUCAAACACGCUCGAAGAUUUGAUACACAAGCACAUUGCAUUUUGCUGCGCCAGCUGUGCUCCACGGGGCUCCAUCAACACAAGACACGAACAAAUAUUGAGACAAAGAUAAGAUAAGCAAGUAAGCUUAUGGUGAUACAACGAAAAACGAAUGUAAGGUCUUACAAUUGAGGGGUAACGAGAAAUGAGGUGUAGCGGAUCCUCAUCGUAUACCGCAUAUAUAUAGUGAUAUUUCCCGGCCGAGUAGGAUGAAGGCAUCUUACCGAUUUUAUUUACAUUUCACAUUUAACUUACUCGUCGAGCCCCAAUCGAAUCAUCUGGAAUUUUGGAUAGUUUAUAUUCGUGUUCAAAAUGGCGUCGCAAGAAAUAGAUAAUAGAAUGGACUUUGUGGUAAGAUUGAACUUAUACGAUGCUCAUCACGUUUAUUACAAGAUAUUCCUUUUAACAACCUCCUAGACCUUUCAAAACACAAUCGACGGAAAACUAUGCAACACAACACAAACUCGACAAAGCAUCAAUCCCGCCACCGGCGAAGCUAAUCCUCCCGUUCCACUCUCCACCAAGAAAGAACUAGACGAAUCAGUUCACGCCGCGAAGAAAGCCCAAAAAUCCUGGUCUCGUACCACUAUCACAGAACGUCGCGACCUCCUCCUAGAAUUCGCUGAUGCCUACGCAACAUACGAGUCCGAAUUUGUCAAUUUACUCAUAUCCGAACAGGGAAAAGCGAAAUUUCUAGCCCAUGAUGAGUUUGCUAGGAGUUUAGCUAUGAUUCGAGAAACUACUGAACUUUUGCUUACCGAGGAAGUCGUUGCGGAGACUGAUACUAUGAUUGCGAGUGUGAGAUAUGUUCCCAUUGGAGUAGGUUGUGGAAUGGUACCUUGGAAUUAUCCAAUCCUGCUUGCGAUGGGAAAAUUAGUUCCGGCGGUAUGGGCUGGAAAUGCGAUUAUUAUCAAACCUAGUCCCGAUACGCCCUAUUGCGCGCUCAAGAUUGUCGAAUUGGCAAAUAGAUUUCUUCCUCCCGGAGUAGUGCAGGCGUUGAGUGGUGGUCAUGAAUUCGGUCCUUUGUGUACGCUUCAUCCUGGUAUUGAUAAAAUUGCGUUCACUGGGAGUAUUGAAACGGGGAAGAAGGUAAUGGAGAGUUGUGCUAAAACUUUAAAGCGGGUUACGUUGGAAUUGGGUGGGAAUGAUUCGUGUAUUGUUUGUGAGGAUGUGGAUAUUGAGAAUGUGGUUCCACAGGUAUGUUCUUUGAGAUCGUUUCCUGAUUAUGACUUGUCCUCGCCGUUUAAGCAUCUAGAGCCGGGUAUUGAUACCUAUUUGAAAUCCUGGUUUUCAAACAAGUAAAAAUAUAACGGACGUGGAGAAAAUGAGAAAAUGGGGUCCUGCUAACCCAUUUUGAAUACUCCAUACUAAGCUGAUCAAUACAUCAACAGAUCGCCCAACUCGCAUUAAUGAACUCAGGUCAAAUUUGCAUGGACAUAAAACGCCUCUACGUCCACGCCGACAUCUAUGAUCAAUUCCUCUCAGCACUCGUAUCUCAGGUCUCCAAACUGAAAGUAGGACCAGGAGCCGAUCCCACAAGCUGGGUAGGACCACUACAAAACAAAGCACAACUAAACAACGUACAAACUUUCUAUGACGACAUCGAAAAGAACGGACUAAAAGUCGCUUAUGGCGGUUCAAACGACAGCAUCAAAAUGAACGAUACGCUAAAUAAAGGAUAUUUCGCCAAUCCAACUAUCAUCGAUAAUCCACCCGAGAGCGAAAGAAUCGUACAACUCGAACCCUUUGGUCCUAUUUUCCCAAUUCUUAAAUGGAGCGGUGAGGAUGAGGAUAUCGUUGACAGGGUAAAUGAUACGAUUACAGGUUUAGGAGCUUCAGUAUGGAGUAAAGAUAUCGCAAGAGCUGAGAAGAUGGCGAGGGGAUUACAGGCUGGUAGUGUGUGGGUGAAUACUCAUUUUUAUCUAAGUGCCAAGGUUCCCUAUGGUGGGUUUAAGAAUAGUGGGAUUGGGAUGGCGUGGGGUUUGGUUGGGUUGAAACAUUGGUGUAAUGUGCAGAGUGUUUGGUUGCCGAGGGAAAAGUCGAAGAUUUGAGGAUUGGGGGUUUGGGAUGUAAUAAGGGACGGAUGAUUAGGAUAUCAAAAGUAUUAUUCUGGAGCUGGGUAUGCUUGUCUGUCCAACUGUUCAUCUCUGUCACAAUGCAGCGCUAUCUACUAAACCAGAUCUCAGGUAUGAAAAUCUUUUCCCCCUCCCUUAAUACAUCAUUAUCCCCUCGUUUCCCCAUACCAAACUCUAUCCCGUAUGCCGUAUUUACAUUUCUAUGGUAGAUAAAAUUUAUAUCCAUACC